Messenger RNA from Closterium sp. Naga37s-1, 2511 nucleotides. Lineage: Eukaryota; Viridiplantae; Streptophyta; Zygnematophyceae; Desmidiales; Closteriaceae. The record is from the annotation of a GenBank genome assembly.
AUGCUGGUUGCAGAUGUAGACAGAGAUGCGACGUUCCAGCUCAAGCUCACGAGCAAGCUGGACCAAUGGCACGCGUUUCACGAGAAAGCGACAAGAGGGCUUCCUGUUUCCGCGGAAGGCGCUGAGGCUUCAAGCAGCCAACCCGCCAACGUCCACCCUCUGGAGGUUGACGAAUCAGCUGAUGCCACGUGUCCAUCCGACCGUGCAGCGUCUGGCCAUGAGACCGAAGAGCGGGCAGCAGAAUCUGAAGCUCGGGCAGCAGAGGUUGUAGCGCGGGCAGCAGAGGGUGAUGCUCGGUCGUCAGCGGGUGUAGCUGGGGCAGGAGCAGCAGCACUUGAAACGCGAGAGGCGAAAGCAGCAGAAUUUGUGAAAGCAGCAGUCACACCAAAGCAGCUGGACGCAGCAGCAGAUGCUCGAGGGGCUGCUUUGGAGGCAGCACUGCAGAUGCAACGAGAGGAGGUAGAGGCUAAGGCAGCUGUGAUACAGGAGCUGCAGGUGAGAUUACACGCAGCAGAAACCAGAGAGGCGGGUUUGGAAGCUUCUCUGAAGCUGCAACGGGAGGAGCUUGAGGCGAAAGCAGCAGAGGCGUUGGAGGCACGAGCAGCAGAAGCAGCAGCGCUGCAGCAGCAGUUAGACGAAGCAAUCUCCCAUGAAGCAGCCUUUGACGCGUCCCUGAAGCUGCAGCGAGAGGAGUUAGAAGCAAAGGCAGCAGAGGUGCAGGGCCUGCAGGAGCUAUUACAAGCAGCAGCAACCAGUGAAGCAGCUUUUGAUGCUUCUUUGAAGCUGCAGAGGGAGGAGCUAGAGGCAAAGGCAGCAGAGGCGUUGGCGGCACAGGCUGGGAUGGAGGAGAGGAGGCGGGUGCGGGCUGCAGAGGCGGCUGCUGCUCGGUUGGCAGAGGUGGAGGCGCGGUUGGGAGAGGUGGAGAGGGAGAGAGAGCGGUUGGCGAGGAACCUGGGCCGGCUGCAGCAACACCUGCUGGAUCGGGAUGCUGACGAGACACUGCGCAUUGAACGAGAGGCCGAGAGGAUCCGCCAGCUGGAGUGCCAGCUGGCAGAUAAGGCGAAGGCUCUCGGCCAAUCAGAGUGCGAGAGGGUCGUUUUGGAGCGGCAGCUGGCGGAUAAGGCGAGCCAGCUCGGCCAAUCGGAGCAGCGGAGAGUGCGGCUGGAGCAGCAGCUGGAGGAGAUGAGCAGGGAGGUUCGGGAGGCUCGGAUGCAGUUGGCUCAGCGGCAGGCUCGGACCGAGCCUGCUGGACAGGGGAGGCAGACAGAUAUUCGUGAUGGGGACUUUUUGGAAGUAAAAGGGGCGGGUGGGGAGUUACGAGUUAAAGAAGUGGAGGAGCAGGAGCAACAGGGCAUGAGCCAGACAGAGGUGUUACCAGCCAUGGCACCAGGCUUGGCAACAGACUUGGGAACAGGCUUGGCAGCAGGCGGAUUACCAGGCGUGUUACCAGAUGUGUUACGGCAGGUGUUGGAAGCGGCUCAUCGGCCAAUCGUGACAGGCCAUCCCAUGUGCAUGCAUGCUCGGAUGUUGGUGAGCGGACAACGCAUGGAGGAUGGAGAUGCAUCACAUGCCGCUGACGUGGCAUCCCAUCAUGCAUCGCAUGCUGACGUGGCAUCCCAUCAUGCAUCGCAUGCUGACGUGGCAUCCGAUUAUGCAUCAGGGGCAGGGACAGGGACAGGUGCAGCAGCAUCAAUUGAAGAUGCUCGUGCUGCUGAUGGUUCAGAAUCUGCAGCAGCAUCGUGUGUAGAUGCAUGGGCUGCAGAUGCUUCACACGCUGCAGCAACACCAGCUUAUGAGCAGGCGCGUAAAAGCUCGGCGCAGGUGUUGGCUCGAGAGGCGAUGUGCGUAGCAGCACAGUCAUCAGAGGAGGCAGAGGGUGCGAUUGGAGCAGGAGACUGGGAGAACAGCAGCGCGAGACAGCAGGGAGGCCUGGACCUGGUGGGGCUGAAGCAGGGAGGCCUGGACCUGGUGGGGCUGAAGCAGGGAGGCAGCGAGGCGGAGGCGUUGUGCUGGCAGAGGCAGGCUCAGCUGGAGGAGGCGUUAUCUGAGGUGGCAGCGGGGAGGAGGGAGAGGGGGGCUCUAGAGGAGGAGUUGCUUCGGCUGCAGUGUGCUCUGGAUCAGUGCAUGCUGCGACUCAAUAGCGAUUCUGCUUAUAUGGUGGACAGGAGAAUCGUGGUGAAGCUUCUUGUGGCAUAUUUCCAACGCAACCGCAGCAGAGAGGUGCUUGACAUAAUGUGUCGCAUUCUCGAGUGCUCCAAGGACGAGAGGCAGCAGCUAGAAGCAGCAGCUUCGCACCCUGCUCUCACCAGAAGCGCCAGUUUCAAAUCCAAGGGGAGUGCGCGGCAGGGCAGCAGCAAGGGCAGCAAGGGAGGAGUUUUCGGGCUGCCCGGACGGAUCGCGGGCGGGUUUAUGGGGUCGAAUAGAAGCAGUUCGGAAAGUUUGGGAGGGGCUGGGAAAGAUUCCCAGAAGCAGGAAGAGGCGGAAAAAAAGCCAGAGGCGAAAAAAUCAGGG